AUGGGCUCCAAACGCCCCCAUUCCGAUGUUGAUGGCGCAUCGUCACGACACAAUGCACCGAACAAGAGAACGAAACACCAUUUCCAGAGCCACAAGCCAGCCACCCAUGGCAACUCGACACAGCUAGGCGUUUCCCUUCACGAGGUGAAGAGACGCGCCCGGAACAUCGAGCGGCGCUUUGCCAAAGGCGACGAUCUCCCAGCAGACGUCAAACAGAAACUCGAGCGGGAGCUCGUGCAGUGCAAGGCGCAGAUAGACGAGAUAACGCACAAGAAGAGACGCCAGGACAUGAUCUCCAAGUAUCACAGGGUCCGUUUUUUUGAAAGGAAAAAGGCGGAAAGACUGCGCAAGAAGCUGAAGAAACAGGCCGAUGAGGCCACCGACCCGGGGGAGAAGGCCAGCAUCGAGGCUGAUCUUCACAUCGCCGACGUUGACUACCACUACACCAGAUACUUCCCAUUCCUGGAACGGUACGAGAGUCUGUACACCGCAUCGGAGGACUCAAAGGGUGACGAGGCAGAAGGCCGGCCCGCUGCGAUCCGGGCCCUUCAUUCUGAGCGGCCGCCCAUGUGGAAAGUCGUCGAAGAGGCAAUGAGGAACGGCCAGGCCGCUUUGGAGGAGCUGCAAGAGCGCCGACCGGAAAAGUCGCAAGAGCGCCAGCCAGAAAAGCCCAAACCAAAGGCAGCAAGGGAGAAGCCGAUCAGGCCCUCGAAACCCAGCCCUGUCGUCAAAUCUGUGCCCACGGCCAAAGCAGAGGAGCCGGAGAAACCAGAAGCUGUACCUAAGGUAGAGGGCAAUCGCCGGAUGAGACGUGCUAAGGGUAUCUUCAAUGAAAAGGGGCCGGCUGGCAGCGGCGAGACUGGGGAAGAUUUCUUUGCGUAA
Diaporthe citri is the source of this 882-nucleotide messenger RNA. RefSeq lists its product as uncharacterized. Lineage: Eukaryota; Fungi; Ascomycota; Sordariomycetes; Diaporthales; Diaporthaceae. The record is from RefSeq and is a predicted model, not a curated record. Gene Ontology annotation, cellular component: nucleolus; preribosome, small subunit precursor. Gene Ontology annotation, biological process: maturation of SSU-rRNA from tricistronic rRNA transcript (SSU-rRNA, 5.8S rRNA, LSU-rRNA). The transcript has 2 exons. Bases 1 to 882 code for a protein of 293 amino acids.